Messenger RNA from Oncorhynchus keta (chum salmon), 3774 nucleotides. RefSeq names its product peripherin 2b (retinal degeneration, slow) (gene prph2b). Gene Ontology annotation, biological process: visual perception. Gene Ontology annotation, cellular component: membrane. Bases 681 to 1715 code for a protein of 344 amino acids. Lineage: Eukaryota; Metazoa; Chordata; Actinopteri; Salmoniformes; Salmonidae. The transcript has 3 exons. The record is from RefSeq and is a predicted model, not a curated record.
UUAGAACACCACUCGCGCUGUCACUAGUUGGUUCACACUUGACAAGGUGGAAGUUCCUGCAGCCACAGGACCAUCUCCAAGGUCUCCCCAUCCCAGUGCAGCCCAGCACAGGUCAUGUAGGAAGCUGACGCUUAAGCAACAAAUCAAGUACAUGGUAAGACAAGAGAUUAAAGCCCAAGGCUCAUCUGCUAAAAAUGGGAUCAGGGCUGAUUAGCAGGGUUUAGGAUGACGUACUGCAACUUUGUGGCUUGAUCACUCUGCUACUCACCUGGCUACCUCCUUUUUGCAGGAAAAGGAUCCACCUGGAAUAGCUGUGUAGCCCGCUAUCCUGUCAUUUUGGGGGGAUUUUAUGUGAAUAUUUGUUUUAUCAUCUUUGGUGGCAGACUCCUCUGUCCACCCAGCACUAUGGACUUUCCUGAUUUGAGGUUGGUCAGAAUGGAUAUGAAGAGGGGAACCCUUGCCAAAACACAUUCUACAGCUCCUUUCUGGAACGGAUUACAAUUUUCCAACUGAAACUCUCCACGGGAACAUUGUUGCCUAAAGGUCAACUGAGGUCUUAACUGUUACUGAAGAAAUAACAUUGAAAAAACUUGUUUUUACUAUUUUGUAUAUUCAAAUUUGUAUAUAUAUUUUUUUAUCCAAGUUUUGAUUUCGGGAAUAGUGUACACUCUGAGGUAAGCAUGGUGUUGAUGAAGGUAAAGUUUGACUUGCCGAAGCGGGUGAAGCUUGCCCAGGGCCUGUGGCUCAUGUACUGGCUAGCCGUGAUGACCGGCAUUCUGGUCUUCAGUCUGGGGUUGUUCUUUAAGAUCGAGCUCCGGAAGAGGAGUGAGAUGAUGGACAACAACGAGAGCCAUUUUGUGCCCAACCUGUUGAUUCUAGUUGGCCUGGCUGCUUGCGGGGUAAACGUUUUUGGCGGCAAGGUGUGCCACGACUCUCUGGAUGCUUUGAAGUUCGUCAAGUGGAAGCCCAUGGUCAAGGGCUACCUGAUGGGCUGCUUCGCUUUCAACAUCCUCCUGUUCUUCACAGCUCUGCUGUGCUUCUGCAUGCAGUUCCAGUUGUACUUUUCCCUGGCUGAGGGUCUGAAGAAUGGGAUCAAAUACUACAAGGAUACGGACACACCUGGGCGCUGCUUCAUGAAGAGGACACUGGACAUGACCCAGAUCGAGUUCCGCUGCUGUGGCAACAACAACUAUAGGGAUUGGUUUGAGGUCCAGUGGAUCAGCAACCGCUAUCUGGACUUCAGCAACGAUGAGGUCAAAGACCGUGUCCUGAGCAACGUGGAGGGGAAGUUCCUGAUGGAGAGUGUGCCGUUCAGCUGCUGCAACCCCGGCUCCCCCAGACCCUGCAUCCAGCACCAACUGACUAACAACUCAGCCCACUAUGACUACGACCACCACACCGAGGAGCUCAACAUCUGGACCCGGGGCUGCCGCGAGUCCCUGGUCGCCUACUACGGAGGCAUGAUGAACAGCAUCGGGGGCCUGAUGCUACUGUACAUCAUACUGGAGGCAGGAGUGAUGGUGGGCUUACAGUACCUGACCACUUCUCUGGAAACGAUGGCCGACCCAGAGAACCCGGAGAGUGAGAGCGAGGGCUGGCUCCUGGAGAAGAGUGUGAAGGAGACGGUGGCAGACGUCAUAGCAAAGAUCAAGGGUCUGGUCGGUGCAGGGAACCAUGUGGGGGAGGUUGAGGAGGGGGUGGCCACUGUGAGUUGAAAGGGUCUCACCCAAAGGGACUAUCGACGGGAGCUCAAAGAGAACUGGAAGGAGUGAGAGGAGAGACAUCUUUCUCGGUGAAACAACACAUACUCAAACAUACACACACAGACACAUCAAUGGACCCAUGCACACACCCUUUGAAAAGUGAACAACUAAACCAACUCCUCACAUGAAGGGAGAACUAAACUCAAAAAUGUGAAUGUACAGAUGAAGUCGGAAGUUUACAUACACCUUAGCCAAAUACUAAUAAUUUGUCUAAGGUGUAUGUCAAAUUAAAAAAAAAAGGUCAGUUAGGAUCACCACUUUAAUUUAAGAGUGUAAAAUGUCAGAAUAAUAGUCGAGAUAAUUAUUUAUUUCAGCUUUUAUUUCUUUCCCAGUGGAUCAGAAGUUUACCUACACAGGUUAUGUCGAUAUAGGACUCGUUUUACUGUGGAUAUAGAUACUUUUGUACCUGUUUCCUCCAGCAUCUUGACAAGGUCUUUUGCUGUUGUUCUGGGAUUGAUUUUCACUUUUCGCACCAAAGUACAUUCAUCUCUAGGAGACAGAACGCGUCUCCUUCCUGAAUGGUAUGAUGCCUGCGUGGUCCCUAGGUGUUUAUACUUGCGUACUAUUGUUUGUCCAGAUGAAUGUGGUACCUUCAGGCAUUUGGAAAUUGCUCCCAAGGAUGAACCAGACUUGUGGAGGUCUACAAUUUUCUUUCUGAGGUCUUGGCUGAUUUCUUUUGAUUUUCCCAUGAUGUUAAUUAAAGAGGUACUGAGUUUGAAGGUAGGCCUUGAAAUGCAUCCACAGGUACACCUCCAAUAGCCUAUCAGAAGCUUCUAGAGUCAUGACAUAAUUUUGCUGUUUAAAGGCACAGUCAAUUUAGUGUAUGUAAACUUCUGACCCACUGGAAUUGUGACACAGUGAAUUAUAAGUGAAAUAAUCUGUCUGUAAACAAUUGUUGGAAAAAUGACUUGUGUCAAGCACAAAGUAGAUGUCCUAACCGACUUGCCAAAACUAUAGUUUGUUCACAAGAAAUUUGUGGAUUGGUUGAAAAACGAGUUUUAAUGACUCCAACCUAAGUGUAUGUAAACUUCUGACUUCAAUUGUAUAUCCUGUCCAUAAUAAUUCUGUAUAUAUGUUAAUCAGAGUAUAUUUUUUAAAGAAAAAUAAUGAAAGAUAUAUUUGGGUUGUCAAAACAUCUGUACAUGAAUUUGGGCUUGUGAAUAUCUAGAAAAUGUAAUGAAACCUCCCCUCCCCGGGAAUCCUCUCCAUUAAAAAUGAUGGACCUACCCUGAAACAAUCAAGCCUAACAUAGUUGAUCUAUCCUCAUGUCUAAUAGUUUUACCCCCAUGUCCUUUUUACACUCCACAACUUGUGUUAAGUGGAUAUGCAACCCAAUAGCUACACAAAGAUAUGUGUUUUUGUCAAGUAUUCCAAAAAUGUUCUUAGUCUGCUCAAUUUAACUGCAUUUUCUAAUCCAAAACACAUUAUCAAUGCCUAAUUCCACCCGGUCAAUCGGUCACAUACGUUCCCUCACGGCAGCUUAAAUCGGGCAGCUGCGGAACCGGUGUCCUGGCUGUCCCUCCCAGCCCCCUCUCACACUGGCCCCUGGGGGCACAUAAACCCGGGCACUGUAGUGUCCCCAUACAGGUCCCUGCAGAGCAGCGCCACAUGCAUUUACAUCUAUUCAACACACACUUGAACAUUUAUUGGUUAUGUAUCAGUGUUGCUAUCUGGUUAUAUGUCUGCUUGUUGUAUGAGGCAGAUUAAACUCUGAGGGGCUAUAGUGGACUGACUGCCCAGAUGAGGUGCUAGAAGCACGUAUAAGAAGAAGGUUGUGUACUUUUUUUUUGAGAGUUAACAAUGAUCAGAUUGGCAGUUUAAAAUCAGCAUACCCUUUAUGGGCAGAUAGCGAUGCUGGUCAGUUUGCAGUGGAUACAAAAAGUCUUAUCAGUUGUCAUAUUUUUACUUUCUGUGUGAUCACGAUUUUCUUCCUUUGUAAUAUUGAGAGUUCAUCUUUUCUGUAAAUUCAGAUUUUGAGAUAUUGUGUAAGAUAAAAGAUAUAUAAAGAGAA